AGUAGUUCCGUGCCUUCUGGCUUGUGUGGACAAGUACUGUUUUCUCUCCAAUAACUACGGAAGUUUUCCCAGGAUUAAGGAUUCUUCUGUAGAGGCCGGAAGCAAAUUUUAUAACUCCGCUCAGUCAAUGCAUGCCGGGCGUCGUCAGAUAGGCGCUCGCAAUGAAGUUAUUGUUGCUGAAGUGAAGGCCUUUUUUCUUCUGAAUCACGUUAAGCAAAGGUCGGACAGCCACGAGUUUAGCUGAACCCGACAAGAGUUUACUUUUAUUUCACAACCGAGCACUGUUUUUCCGAAUAACAGUCUUCUUCUUACUUAACAACUGCGAACUGCUACCAUGUUAAGAAUAUUUAUUGAUGAAAAGUUAGAUACAAUGUACAUUUCUCUUUACACUGUUAACGCACUCACGGCACAGAACUGACCACCGAGGGUGUAACCAACAUCAGCUGGUGAUGGCGAAACUCAUAUACACUCAAUGUUGAGAGCCCUCUAGGCGCUUUCGAUAUAAAUGUACCAUGUUACAAUACGAACUAAUUCAAAAUAAGCGUAAUUCCACCUAGAAAUAGUCAUUGAAGCUUUUCGACGAUUGUAAGGGAAGGUAGACGAGACUAGGAAGUUAAAUAGCUUUUAACUUUUUCUGAUUGACAAGCAAAAGGCGUGACAGUGAAUUUAUGGGAUAUUUACACAUGAUAGUUGACUGGCCCCUAAGGUGGAUACGCAUGUUCAAGAUUGCGCUGCCUAUUGAAACAGAUUUUAUCGUUCUUUCACCGUUCGAAUUCGCCGAUUGUGAUAAAUAUCAUCUCUAAAGUCUGUGUUAUCUCCAACGAAGAUCUUUGGUUUAGCAUAACAGUUUCGGCUUUUAAAGUUUGUUAUCGGGGUGAGAAACGUCCUGACGAUGGCAGCAGCUGCAGCAGUGGGGAAGACUCCUGUCUCGGUGCUGCAGGAGCUGCUAAGUCGCCGUGGGACAACUCCGAAAUACGAACUUGUCCAAAUAGAGGGAGCAAUUCAUGAGCCUACAUUCCGUUACCGUGUCACAGUUGGAGAUGUUGUUGCUAUGGGGACAGGACGUUCGAAAAAGGAAGCUAAACAUUCAGCAGCUAAGGCUUUACUUGAUAAAAUGAUGGUUACUGCCAACAGUGGAGAUGAUGGCGUCGUCGUGAACAGUGAGAACAUAUCAGAAGUAAAGACUGAAAUUUUAUCACCAUAUGACAACAAGAUACCAGGAAACCCAAUUGGUUCUUUGCAGGAAAUGUGCAUGUCAAGACGAUGGCCUCCACCCAAUUAUGAAAUGGUGCAUGAAGAAGGAUUACCUCAUGAACGAUUGUUUACAAUUGCAUGCUAUGUUUUUAAAUACAAAGAAACAGGUACAGGGAAGUCAAAGAAAUUAGCUAAGCGGCAGGCAGCUCACAAAAUGUGGCAACGGUUGCAGGAUUUGCCAGUUACAGCUACAGUUGCUCCAGUACCAGAUGACGAUGAUGAAAUUUCUCAUCAAAUUGGGAAUGUCGCUGCCCAUUACUCAGAUUUGAAAGACUGUAAGAUAAAUACUACGCAUAGUGUUCACCAUAACCAAAAAGUCUCUCAGUUUCAUAAACAAUUGAAGCUCUUAGAAGGACAAAAGUUGAAUGAUCUACAGAAUACACCCCUGAAUACAUCAAAUUUCAAUUUUGGGCAAUUUCUGCAAGAAAUAGCAACUGAACAGAGGUUCGAAGUGACUUAUGUAGACAUUGAAGAAAAAUCUGUCACAGGUAAAACACAAUGCCUCGUUCAGCUUUCAACUGUUCCUGUGGCCGUAUGUUAUGGUUCUGGAAAUGACACAAAGGAAGCACAAUCAUCAGCUGCAAAAAAUGCGCUUGAGUAUCUAAAGAUCUUAUCAAAAAAGUGAAUAAUUGCUUCAUGAGGUGGUCACACAGUGUGCCCUCUCGAAGGCAAUCAGGAGUCAUGGAUGUUAAAGAAUUUUAAUUGUCUGUAAAUGGUAUAGAGUGCACUUUGCUGUGAUUGACCACCUCUUUGAAAGUUUUGUCCCAUUGUUAAUUAUCUUGAUAUGAUCUGUAAACCUCAAGUCGCUUUUUAAUGCUAAAGACCGCUGCAAGUCGAUCCAAGUAAUUACUUGCGGCAGAUCCUGAGCCGGGCCGUUCUGAUCAGAAAAUGCACCUACAAAACAUUCUGUGAAGCAGUAUACAUAGAAAAACCUCCUAAUAAAUUCGCACAGGUCUUAACUGACAGUAAUUUUUCACUAUGUACUGUUUUCCAGAAUUUGCCAUUUUUGUUUGUUUCCCAGACCUUCAUAUGUGAGUGUAUUUCCUGGUCGGAAAGGCCCCAUUGAAGCGGAGAGGCAGUUUGUAUCAGGUACAAAGAAUACAAGCUAUACUUUGCAUAGAAUUAGUGGAAUUUUCCAAAUAAGAGUGGUCUGUUUAAAUACUGGGUUUCAGAUUGUGGUUAUGAUGUGCUAUACUGAAGUAUUUACUCUUGGGUAGACUGUAUUGGACUAGAAUUAAGGGUUUCAGUAUAGCUGUAAGAGUACAGUUAAAUUUUGAUGCAAUUUUGCCAUUGAAUUCUAUGGUUAUAUCUUAAACAAUUUGUUUUACUCUUGUAGAAGUAUGUGACCAUGUCAGGUAACAGUCCAGUAAAUGUAGAGUUUUAAACUUAGAGGGUCUUGUAAUGUGUUGUCAUGUUUGUAUAACAAGGAGUCUAUGGCUUGAACUUCGGAAAACAGCAUUAUUUUAAUGCAAAGUAUAGAGGUUGUAAUAAUUCUUAUUUAAUCCUAAUGUGAAAUAUUUAUUUUCACUAAAAAAAAAUGUUGGAAAUUGUCUGUAUUUCAGGAACAUGAUAAAGCAGGUUAAGUGCGUUACAUUGAUACACAAAUUUUGACUAUUUUUUUCCUUUGCAUGUACUUUCAUGAAACAGUUGUGGGGAAACUUUGUUUUAUAAAGAAAGGUAACAUGUGAGAAAGCAGUUUUUUCUGAGUAUGCAUUUUCAGUGCAACAACUGUAAUGUUCACCUAUCUGUUACCAGCCUUUAGCUGGUGUUAGAAGUGAAGUGAUUUAUAUCCAGAAUCUGAGAAAAAUUCAGUUGCUCACUAAGUUAUUUUUACCCUAUAAAACUGGGUGAGAACUUUGUAUGGUUCAUGGAAUUUUUGUUUUGAUACUGAAGGCACCUUUGAUAUUUUCUCUAUUUGUGUUAACAUAAAAAUAUGUUGCCAGUGUAAACACUUCAGCCUGCAUGUACUUUUUAAGUGUUUGGUCUAUUGACAGUGAAUUUUGUUGACAUUAAAACAACCACCUAAUUUAAAUGUUUAUUUUCAUUUUAUUGUUUAAGGCGUCAGUUGCCAAGGAAGUUUAAAGCUAAGAAUACGAUUACAUUUUGAUUAUUGACUUUGAUUAUUGAACAUAAACACAACAUAACUGAUGCUGUGAGGCAGCUGUAGACUGACAGUUGGAACUGUCAGCAGAUUACAUUUGUACAGAGGACAUAUUUAAUGUGAGGGCUCAUGCCAGGGCGUACUUUGGUGUCACUUUUGACAGCUUUUUUAAUUUACUAAAUUGAUAAUAUGAAAAUGGGGCAGUUGUCUGUGAAGUUAAAUAUAAAAAUUGUCAAUUCCUGCAUUGCGCCAUGUUAUGAGUAAUUGGAAUUUUUCAGUAUUUGUUUGAGGUAUUUUCAGAAUUCACUGCAGUUAGUGAAAGUGGCAUAAUUAUCUUUUAUUAUAUUCAUGCUGUGAUACAGUGCUGGUCAUUAUACAUCACACCCUAUUAUAUAUUGAACAUGUAGCACAAUAUUGUAAUUGGGGUAAAUAAUGUGAUAAAUUGCAGUACCUAAUUUUGUAUAGUUCAACCAACCUUAAGAAUUAUUGUGAGUGCAAAGCAUUGGAUAGUUAAUGCUUUUUGAAAAGAAAAGUUUUUUAAGUGACUUCCCUUAUGCAUGUCUGUUAUGGUUCUUUGUUUUCCAUUUACAGUCAUUUGUGUUCAAUGUGAAUUAUUAUCCUAAUGUAUUUGAGUUGUCUUUGCACUAAGAAAUACAGAAAUAAAAAUGUGAAUUCCUAUGUA
Messenger RNA from Schistocerca gregaria, 4037 nucleotides. RefSeq names its product RISC-loading complex subunit tarbp2 (gene loqs). Bases 893 to 1879 code for a protein of 328 amino acids. The record is from RefSeq and is a predicted model, not a curated record. Lineage: Eukaryota; Metazoa; Arthropoda; Insecta; Orthoptera; Acrididae. The transcript has 8 exons.